CGUCGAACUAAUCCGAUUUCUGAUUGUUAUUUGAAAGAUGGACAAGCGAGAUUAUUUUGGUGCGUACCGCGAGCAGGAGUAGCAGUUGCACAGUUGCAAGCAAAUCUAGAUUAUGCAUGUGGGCAGCCAGAUGUUGACUGCGGACCAAUUCAACCAGGAGGGACUUGUUAUGAACCCAACACAGUUGCGUCCCACGCAGCUUUCGCCAUGAAUCUAUAUUACCAAGUUCAUGGUAAAAAAUCCGAUUGUGAUUUUUCUGGCACUGGUACCUUCACAAAUACUGAUCCUAGUAAGUUCACCAUCCACACAGAUAUUUUUUAUACACACCUUUGUUUUUUUUUUCCCUAA
Messenger RNA from Linum tenue, 348 nucleotides. NCBI's taxonomy places the organism in Eukaryota, Viridiplantae, Streptophyta, Magnoliopsida, Malpighiales, Linaceae. The record is from the annotation of a GenBank genome assembly.